UUCUUGCAAAAUACUUACUAAAUCUCUAGAAUGAAAUCCAUUUUUACUUUUUACCACUCGCACAUGCCUCAUUUGCACAGACCACUGCUCAAACAAAUCAAAAACUCCGCCGAAGCGCACAUCGUACUCGACUGUUCCACCGAUAAAAUUUACGAAGUACUCAAGCAAGCUCAACAGAUUGGCAUGAUGAGCGAUUACCAUAGCUAUCUCAUUACUUCACUCGACCUGCAUACCAUCAACGUAGACGAAUUCCGUUAUGGUGGCACGAAUAUAACCGGAUUUCGGCUGAUUAACGAAAAAGUCGUCUCGGAUGUGGUACGUCAGUGGAGUUUUGACGAUAAAGGUUUACAACGCUCAGCUAAUUUGAGUACGGUGAGGGCGGAGACAGCGCUCAUGUAUGAUGCAGUACAUCUAUUCUCUAAAGCGCUGCAUGAUUUGGAUACAUCACAGCAAAUUGACAUACAUCCCAUUAGUUGUGAUGGACAGAAUACCUGGCAGCAUGGUUUUAGUUUAAUCAACUAUAUGAAGAUCGUCGAAAUGAAGGGACUAACUAAUGUUAUCAAAUUUGAUCAUCAAGGCUUUCGCACCGAUUUCGUGUUGGAUAUUAUUGAAUUAGGGCCGAAUGGUAUACGCAAAAUUGGCACAUGGAACUCAACAUUACCGGAGGGUAUCAACUUUACGCGUACCUACAGCCAAAAACAGCGCGAAAUUGAAGCGAACUUGAAGAACAAAACGCUGACGAUCACAACAAUAUUGAGUAAUCCAUAUUGCAUGCGAAAAGAAUCGGCAGUGCCGCUGUCGGGUAACGAUCAAUUCGAAGGUUACGUUGUUGAUCUGAUACAUGAAAUUUCAAAGGCGCUGGGU
Molecule: messenger RNA, 864 nt
Organism: Rhagoletis pomonella (apple maggot)
Lineage: Eukaryota; Metazoa; Arthropoda; Insecta; Diptera; Tephritidae
Product: glutamate receptor ionotropic, kainate 2-like
Exons: 2
Biological process (GO): modulation of chemical synaptic transmission; synaptic transmission, glutamatergic
Cellular component (GO): postsynaptic membrane; plasma membrane
Molecular function (GO): glutamate-gated receptor activity; transmitter-gated monoatomic ion channel activity involved in regulation of postsynaptic membrane potential
Source: RefSeq, a predicted model, not a curated record